Molecule: messenger RNA, 1224 nt
Organism: Diorhabda sublineata
Lineage: Eukaryota; Metazoa; Arthropoda; Insecta; Coleoptera; Chrysomelidae
Gene: Nse1
Product: non-structural maintenance of chromosomes element 1 homolog
Exons: 4
Coding region: 209-1108 (299 amino acids)
Biological process (GO): DNA damage tolerance; double-strand break repair via homologous recombination
Cellular component (GO): nucleus; Smc5-Smc6 complex
Molecular function (GO): ubiquitin-protein transferase activity
Source: RefSeq, a predicted model, not a curated record
UUUCCCUUAAGCUGUAAUGUAAGCCGUCAUACUCUUGAAUAAAUAAGUAAAGUUGGGGAAUGCACAAAACACAAACUAGAAUAUCCAAGUACUGAUAAGGUGGAGGCCAUAAAUUCAGGUGAAGAAGAUAUAAGAAUUAGUAGAAAAAAUACCAAAUGUGAUUUCAAAGUACUAAAUUGUAUUUCAAACUUGAACAAUUUUAUUAAUAAUGGAUCAGAUAAACGAUAAUCAUAGGUACUUUAUUCAAUAUAUGUUAAAAAAUGGAGCCGUCACUGUUGAAGAUGCACAAAAGUACUGUCAGUACGUUAGUCAAGGUGAAAUUAACAACAUAACACAGUUAAAAACUUUGGUAAUUGAAGCAAAUAGAGAAAUAUCUAAUCAAUGUUAUAAAAUAGUUUUCAAUAUUUGCGAAGUAACAAAUAAAAAUUAUCUCCUAUGGCUCAAUACUAAAAAUGAUGAUAUUUCCAGAUUACAAAUAACAUUUUCAGCUUUAGAAUUAGAAUAUUUUCACGCCAUCGUGCAAGAAAUUUUAUUAUCUGAAGAACGUAGGAUAACUUUUAUUGUAUGCAUCAAUAUUACAUCAACUCUCACUUCAUUUUUAUCCAGAGACAAUGGACAAAAAGUACUGAAUAAAUGGAUAAAGGGUGGAUACUUUAUAAAUAAAAGUUAUUAUAUCUAUCUCGGCCCUAGACUUAUUCUGGAAUUUACUUCUUACCUUAAAGUACAUUUACCAGAUUCCAUAUGCACCCUAUGUUCUGAGUUGGUAUUUUGGGGCGAUGUAUGUGAAUCUUGUCAAAAAACUAACCAUUCACAUUGUCUUGGAAAGUACCUCAAGAAACACAAUAAUUGUCCACAUUGUUCAGCUAAUUGGACUUCAACAAGGCGUAGUGAUGAUAAAAAUAGUUUGAACGAAAAUGAUGAGGAUGGUCAGAAUUCUAGAAUGUCUACUUCUAAUGAUCAUAAUUCUGAUAACUCCCAUGAUAAUAUUUCAACCCCCGUAGAAAAGAGAAGGUACUCAUCAAGAAACAUCACUUCAAUGGAAGAUGAUGAUUCUUCAGAAGAUGAUCCAAAUGUACCUGGGCCCAGUACAAGAAAAAAGCAUAAAUAACUUUAUUCUGCUAUUAUUUAAUUGUGCAGAAAAGUGUAGUUAAAUCUACUUGUUAUUGUCAUCGAAUAAGUUGUAUUUUCAUUUUUAGCUUUUAAUAAAACAGAAAAAUAAUUUUA